AUGGCUGGCGCCGGUGGAGGAGGCGGAGACGCCGGCGAUGACGUCUACAGCGACUUCAUGCUGCUGCGGCCGGACAAAAGCGGGCUCUACGCCCUCUUCCACCUCAUGUGGUCGUGCAAGGUGUCCGAGAACGCGGCCGUGGACUGCCCCGCCGGCACGGAGAUGUCCGACUGGCGUAGGCGGUGGGCGGUGCUCGUCUCGCUCGUGGCGCAGGUGCUGAUGCUGUGGGCGAAGAAGCCGAUGGCCCUGAUUGGGAGAGUGACGGAGUACUGGAUGAACCUCGUCAACGAGAAUGGCGGCGGCGUCCUCGUGCUCGUCCUCAGAGCGCUGCAAGGAAAGCUGAAAUUUCCAGACAGGGCAUCCCCCAACUACCGAUCCUGCGUAGGACUACUCGACAUGAGAGUCGAACUAGACAAGGAAAUUAAGCGUGGGGAUAACAACUACCACGCUGCUCUAUCGAUCAUGGCUGCAAAGUUAGCAUACGAGAAUGAGCUCGUCAUCAGAAAUGUCGUCGAGAAACAUUGGCAGAUGAAAUUAUUGGCAUGCUACAACUGCUGGAAUGAUUUCCAAGAGGACUACACCACCCAGGCGUUCGUGGUCGCCGACAAGGCGCCUGACGCAAGCCUCGCCGUGGUGGCGUUCAGCGGCACGAGGCCGUUCGACAUGGAGCAGUGGUGCACGGACGUGGACUUCUCGUGGUACGAGGUCCCCGGCGUGGGCAAGAUCCACGGCGGCUUCAUGAAGGCGCUCGGCCUGCAGAGGCACGGCGGCUGGCCGAAAGACGUCGUCGACUCGGACCCGCGGAAGCCGUUCGCGUACUACGCGAUCCGCGAGGCGCUGCGGCGCUUCCUGUCCGAGAACGCCGACGCAAGGUUCGUCGUGGCGGGGCACAGCCUCGGCGGCGCGCUCGCCGUGCUGUUCCCAGCCGUCCUGGCGCUGCACCGGGAGGACGCCGUGCUGGCCCGGCUGCAGGGCGUGUACACGUUCGGCCAGCCUCGCGUCGGGGACGAGGCGUUCGGGAGGUUCAUGGACGCGUGCCUCGGCAAUAAGCCCAGCAGGUACUUCAGGUUCGUGUACUGCAACGACAUCGUGCCGAGGGUGCCGUACGACGACUCCGCGCUUCAGUUCAAGCACUUCGGAACCUGCCUCUACUUCAACAGCCUCUACACAGGACAGGUGAUGCAAGAGGAGCCAAACAAGAACUACAUCUCGGUGCUGACGGUGGCGCCAAAGGUAGUGAACGCGGCGUGGGAGCUCAUCCGGAGCUUCCUCAUCGGCUACGUCGCCGGGCCGGAGUACGCAGAGGGGUGGCUGAUGCGGCUCGCCAGAGUCGCCGGGCUCGUGCUGCCGGGGCUCCCCCCGCACUCGCCGCGAGAUUACGUUAACUCCACCAGGCUCGGAGCACGAGCAAACCGCCACAGUCACAGUACAGGACCAUUCUAG
Molecule: messenger RNA, 1443 nt
Organism: Miscanthus lutarioriparius
Lineage: Eukaryota; Viridiplantae; Streptophyta; Magnoliopsida; Poales; Poaceae
Source: the annotation of a GenBank genome assembly